Messenger RNA from Mesorhabditis belari, 567 nucleotides. Lineage: Eukaryota; Metazoa; Nematoda; Chromadorea; Rhabditida; Rhabditidae. The record is from the annotation of a GenBank genome assembly.
AUGUUGCAGAGUCCGCACAAACCAAAUGAUGUUCAACAUCCUGACGAAUGUUCUGAGCCCGUUCAAAGACGUCGCAGACGUUUAUUCUCCUGGUCAAAAGAAGAGCCAUUGAGAAAUAUAAGAAAUGGACUUUGGACGGGCGACGUUUCAGUGGACAAUAUAAAGAAACCUUUCAAGAUCAACUUUGACACUGGAUCGACCACUUUCUGGGUGGCAUGUGAUUGUGUAAAUGAUCCGAAAAAUACAUGUGCUGGACACACGACUAUUCUUGAUUGCAAAAAUUCUCCGAUAUAUAUGAGCAUGGCCACCGGUUUUUGGGUUAAAGAUCGCGUUUGCAUCGAUCAUCUGUGCACCAACAACGAGCAAUGGAUUGGCUGUGCAAACUCUACAACUGUCGGCACUGAUGAAGCCGCAACGGGAGACGGGAUUAUGGGCUUGGCGUACAAUGACGGAUCGAUGAAGUGGUCACCGUUGCAACAGAUAUUCAGAAAGCCCGAAAACGACGAGAAAGUCUUUGCUUUCUAUCUCGACUCGGAAGCCGAAAAUCGACAAGACAAGAGGAAAACU